AUGGAGGGUAGAGACCUAGGAGUAGCAGUAAUUAUGACAGCGAGCACUCAUGUACGCACGGCCGCCCGCCUGGCGCUCGACCCGCGCGCAGCACUAGCGGCGGGCCGCAUGCGCGCCUGGCGCGUCCACGCCUACGGUGCGCUGUCCGAACUGCACCUGGAGGAAGCGCGUGUGCCCCCGCUACGGGCCCCGGACGACGUGCUCGUGCGCGUCUCGGCAGCUUCCCUUAAUCCUAUCGACGUCGCCAUGAUCGGCGGAUACGGCGCACGAGCUCUGAACACGCUGCGAGCCCUGGACGGCGAAGAUGACAUAGAAUUCCCGUUGGUGCCCGGGCGUGACUUCGUCGGCACGGUGGAGCGCGCCGGGCCCUUCUCGCGCCUGCGCCCCGGCACACGCGUCUGGGGCGUCGUGCCGCCACACCGCCAGGGCAGCCACGCAGAAUUCGUCGUCGUCAAGGAUCACUGGGCGGGGCCGGCGCCGUCGACGUUAAAGGACCACGCAGCGGGAGGUGCACUGUACGCGGCCCUCACGGCGUGCUCGGCGCUGAGGGCGGCGGGACUGCCACCGGAGGGCCCGGCGCUCACCGGCGGUGCCGCACAAACGCGGGUGUUGCUGCUGGGCUUGGGUGGUGUGGGGCAAGCCGCCCUGCAGCUGCUAGUGCAACGAAAUAUAGAGGUGACGGUGGGAUGCUCCGGCGAACAAUCGAAGCUGGCGGAGGAGUUGGGCGCGGCGCAGGUGUUCGACCGUCACCGUGACGACUACGAUCGUCGGCUGGAGAGCGGCGGACCGUACCUGGCGGUGUUGGACUGCGCGGGGCUGGGCGGCGGCGAGGCCAGCGCGCGGCGCUGGAGCUUCGCGCGCUACGUGACGCUCACGACGCCGCUGCUGCGCCACAUGGACGCGCGCGGCGUGGCGCCGGGCGCGCUGGCGGCGGGCGCCGAGCUGCUGGCGCAGGGCGCGCGCGCGGCCGGGGCGGCGCUGCGCGGGGGCGCGCCGGCUCCGUGCGCGGCGCUGCUGCCGCCGCACGUGCGCUGGGCCUUCUUCUCGCCGCGCGCCGAGGACGUAGCUCUCCUCCACCGUCUCGCCGAACGCCACCAGUUCAUAGUGUGCGUGGAGCAGGCGUUCCCCUGGUGGCGCGGGGGGGAGGCGUACGAGCGCGCGGCGCGGGGGGGUGCGCGGGGCAAGCUCGUGCUCGACUUCAGCGCCGCGCGGGGCUCGGCUGGCGCGAGCAGCUCUAUGGACUAG
Molecule: messenger RNA, 1245 nt
Organism: Arctia plantaginis
Lineage: Eukaryota; Metazoa; Arthropoda; Insecta; Lepidoptera; Erebidae
Source: the annotation of a GenBank genome assembly